AUGUCGAAGCCGGCUGUACCAGGUCAAGCCACCACGGCGAGCGGGAUUGUAGAGAGUGGGCAAGAGCGGGUGAUUCCUGGUAGCGUAAGGGCAGAUGGCAGCCAGCGGAAGGAACGCAAAGUAAGACCAGGCUUUACCCCUGCGGAAGACGUGGGCCGAUUUAGGUCUAGCAGGCAGCAAGCAGCAGAGGCGCUCUCACGCCGGCCACCACCUGGCUCCGUUCCUGGCAGUCUGAAUGCUGCCAGCGGAGCAGCUGGGCCAAGUGUCGGGCUAUCAGCGGCAAGGAGCGCCAGGAGCGGGGCAGUCUCCAGCUCUACUGCUCCUGGCGCUGCGCCACGAGCGCAAGCGUCCAGCAAAGCGGACGAAUCCACAUCGUGGAGAAGUAUGCGAAAGACGAGCGCGUCUCAGACACCUGAUGCUUGGGACGACGACGACGAUCGGACACCAGCGAAGACGACGGCUGCAGUACCCAACAAGGACAAGCGGCUCAGUGCUGCGAACAGUGCUUCGGCGCUUUCAGAAGAUUCUCGAAGGGCGCGAGCAGUGGCCAAGAAGCUUCGAGCGGCCGAAGCUCUUCAGGACAAACAGCAAGCGGGUGAAGAGAAGCUGUCGACAGAGCAACGCGCAAAAGUAGACGGAAUCGAAAGACUGAGGCAGGAAUUGAAGGCUCUGGAAGUCAAGGACGAAGCGCGAAAAAGUGACAAACUGGAGAAGGAGUGA
This is a messenger RNA of Ceraceosorus guamensis, 720 nucleotides long. RefSeq lists its product as hypothetical. Gene Ontology annotation, biological process: exon-exon junction complex disassembly. NCBI's taxonomy places the organism in Eukaryota, Fungi, Basidiomycota, Exobasidiomycetes, Ceraceosorales, Ceraceosoraceae. The record is from RefSeq and is a predicted model, not a curated record. Bases 1 to 720 code for a protein of 239 amino acids. Gene Ontology annotation, molecular function: RNA binding. Gene Ontology annotation, cellular component: exon-exon junction complex; cytoplasm. The transcript is spliced from 2 exons.